Parnassius apollo (apollo) is the source of this 354-nucleotide messenger RNA. NCBI's taxonomy places the organism in Eukaryota, Metazoa, Arthropoda, Insecta, Lepidoptera, Papilionidae. The record is from the annotation of a GenBank genome assembly.
AUGGAUAGAAAUAGCUUGGCUUUUGACUCUGGUGCUAUAAUGGAUCAACUGGCUGACUGUGAUUUUUGCGAAGACUUCGACGACGAUAAUGAUUGGCAUCCACCUGGUGAGUUACCCAGUUCUAGCUCGGAUGACGAAGACGUGCAAGGAGCAAGAGAUUCAACAGUAGCAAGUCCAUCAUUGUCGAAUAAAUGGACUCGCAGACGAUUCUUCGGGAAACCCAUGCCUACACUGAUCUCGGAGUCGACGGAAGAGGUACUUACUCCAAGUGAAUACUUUAAGAUAUUUACUGAAGAAAUUUACAGCUAUUAUAUUAACUGGUUCAACUGCCAUUGGAGCCCAGCCAUUGCAUAA